Messenger RNA from Xenia sp. Carnegie-2017, 748 nucleotides. RefSeq names its product probable ATP-dependent RNA helicase ddx56. The coding region runs from base 49 to 594 and encodes 181 amino acids. The transcript is spliced from 3 exons. The record is from RefSeq and is a predicted model, not a curated record. Lineage: Eukaryota; Metazoa; Cnidaria; Anthozoa; Malacalcyonacea; Xeniidae.
CUUCUUCUAGCUACUGUUGGAAAAGUAAGAAGACAGAAAGAAUUAACGAUGAAGAUAAUCUAUCUUCUCCUUGCUAUCGGGUUGCUUUUAGCUGUAACUUACGCAGCUCCAACUGAAAACGAAUACAAUCUUAAAGAUGGAAUUUUGAACGAGUCAGACGAAGAAAACUCCCCAGAGAAAAACAUUGCGAAUGACUUAGAGGGUAACGAUGAUGAAAACUCAGAAGAAGAAAAUAAUGAUGAAAAUCCAGAAGAAGAAAAUGAUGAUGAAAAUACAGACGAAGAAAAUGAUGACGAUACUGACCCCGAACACGACUUACAAGAAAAUGAGAACGAAGAUGAACUGACAGAAGAUGAUGACGAUGUGGAAGCUGAUCCAAGUUUAGAAAAACGUUCUCCCUCUCCUGGACGUUAUCGUUCUCGCAAACGUUCUCGUUCUCGUAAACGUUAUCGUUCUCGUAAACGUUAUCGUUCUCGCAGACGUUACGGUUACCGUGGUAAACGUUACCGUGGUAAACGUUAUCGUGGUAGACGUUAUGGUGGUUCCCGUAGACGGUACAGUAGUCACCGUAGACGGUAUCGGAAGUACUACUAACGCGUUCGUAAAUAUCCUUAUCAUCGCGGAUAGAGAACUCUUUUUUAAUAAACAUUUCUUUGCUUAGUUCACUAAAGAAACAUGUAGCUUGACUUGACAUUUAAUCUUGUCUUACAUAAGUAGGAAACCGAUAAUAAAUGCAUAAUCAUUGAAA